UUUUUCCGCCCAUUCCAGCACGCAGCAUUCAGUGUACGUCAGCCCGUGUUCUGUUCGAUACUGACGUUGCAGCCAACCAGGGUGCGGGCACCAAUCCAAUUCAUAAUUCACCAUAUUACUGCUUUAACCACCAUCUUACUGUGGACCCAUUUCUCUCUGAUUGUCUAGCAGUUGGCAAGAAUCGUCAUAUUCUGGAAUCUAACCUAUCCCAAACAGGGGCAUCGCUCAGUCACAGGAACUCCGAAAAAUAAGGUGGAUUUUACACUGUGGUGUAAGGCUUGUAUUGAUUGGAACAAAACUGUGCACUUUGGGACAGAAAUAUGGCAUCAGCAAAUGAUACAAAAUGGCAGAAGGAUGCCGCAGACCAGAACUUUGAUUAUAUGUUUAAAUUGUUAAUAAUCGGGAACAGCAGUGUAGGCAAGACAUCAUUUCUAUUCCGGUACGCGGACGAUUCCUUCACCUCUGCCUUUGUUAGCACUGUGGGAAUAGACUUCAAAGUAAAGACUGUCUUCAGACAAGACAAAAGAGUAAAACUUCAAAUAUGGGACACAGCUGGUCAGGAGAGAUACAGAACAAUCACCACAGCGUAUUACCGCGGUGCUAUGGGCUUCAUUCUUAUGUAUGAUGUCACAAAUGAAGAGUCAUUUAACGCAGUACAAGACUGGUGCACACAAAUCAAGACAUAUUCGUGGGAUAACGCCCAGGUUGUUUUAGUUGGUAACAAAUGCGAUCUUGAAGAUGAGCGUGUCGUUUCAACUGAAAGAGGCAAACAGCUAGCUGAUCAGUUAGGUUUGGAAUUUUUCGAGACGUCAGCCAAGGAGAACAUCAAUGUGAAGGCAGUAUUUGAGCGACUGGUGGACAUCAUCUGUGACAAGAUGUCAGAAAGCCUUGACUCGGACCCCACACUGGUCAGCAGCCAAAAGACCGGUACCCGGCUCACUGAGAAUCCAAACCCACAGAACAGCGGCUGUCAGUGUUAACCUUAGCCCUGCCUACUUCUCUUUACUCAUCCAAACUGAUCUGCUUGGCGAAGAAAAAAGCUGCGACCAUGCCUGAGCUCGUCUCCCCACUCAGCAUGAAUUGCACCCCCUGACUUGCUCCUUUACUUGUCUCCAUAGCGAAAUUCUAGAAGUAGUCAAGAUACAUGACAGUAAUGUACCAGUCACCUGUAGUUGCUGACUCUAGCUUGUCAGCAUUGUACCAGUCCAUGUGGCCGCUGACUCUAGCUUGUCAGCAUUGUACCAGUCCAUGUGGUCGCUGACUCUAGCUUGUCAGCAUUGUACCAGUCCAUGUGGUCGCUGACCCUAACCUAUGUCUAUUUGGCCAUCAGUUUGCAGCUUAGCUGAGCAAGCAGAAAUUGUAAACUGUGAACAAGCAAACAUUUAAUGGUAUGGUCAUCAUCUGUGUUUGAUAAUUGACAGGUGGUUUUAGUAUCUCUGCGUGUUGAGUUUUACCUGUCGAAUUCUGUUACCAGUAAAGCACACUUCUAUCCGGUGUACCUAUGACACAGAUGGCACUUAGUGACAAUGCAUGCCAUUCACUUGAACAACAGGAAUAAAUGUCCUUCUGUUAGUAAGUUAGGCUUCAGCUGAUUAGCAAAAAUCUUACAGGUAAAAGUUGUAAGAACAUUCAUAGGUAACCUGGAAGAAUUUAAUUCAUCUGUAAGCAAAGUCACACUGCUUGAUGCUUGUGCAGCUUGUGUCUUAAAUUGUUCGCCUUCUCCAGGUGGCGAGUUUUUGUCCUGAGAUUAGAUAAGCACCUCGGAAAAAGAAAACAUUUCUUCUGUAAGGGUUAUCUCCGCUGCUGGCUCAGUUGCUUUUUUACGACUAUAAACUGGAGUGUUGAUCUGUGUUAGGAGAUGCUAGGUUUCCAUGUACCACCCAGGUGAUUAUAAAUGUUUGUUGUGUCUGGUGAUUGUGAACUCCAAAGCAGUUUGCUUACAGUUAAAGUUCCAUCAGAUUGAAAAUCCAUUCUUUCAUGUUACUCUCU
Liolophura sinensis is the source of this 1989-nucleotide messenger RNA. RefSeq names its product ras-related protein Rab-3. Gene Ontology annotation, molecular function: GTP binding; GTPase activity. Lineage: Eukaryota; Metazoa; Mollusca; Polyplacophora; Chitonida; Chitonidae. The record is from RefSeq and is a predicted model, not a curated record. The transcript is spliced from 5 exons. Bases 321 to 980 code for a protein of 219 amino acids.